UCAUCGGGGUCAGAGGGACAGAGACACCCCAAACCCCCAGAAGGGCUGGACCUGGGAUCAUGCUCCUACCCACAUUUGUCUGUUUAGCCCAGAAAUGAGUUCUGCACAUUUAAGGCUGGUUCUGAGAGCGAAGGGAGGGAGGAAGAAGUGAGCAGUUUGUUUUACAAACUGCACUCACUCCUCCACAUUCCAGCUCCUGGAGGGACAGAUGGUGGGACAGGGCUCUCCUUGGCUUUUAGGGUUUUUUUAGCUCUCUGAGGCAGAGAAGUUCCCUGGACUGUGAUUGUUCUUUUUCUUUGGAGCUGUUUUAACCUGCUCUGGACUGAACACCCAGAAGGGCACUGGCAGGUCACACCUGUGAUACAUUGGGCAGAGUCUGGGCUGUGGCUUUUCCAGUGAUGGAGGAACUGAUAAGAGACAGAUAAGAGACUGAUAAGAGAAUGAGUGUGCUGAGCUACAGCCCAGGGAGGGACUUGCUGAGCUUGUCAUCUCUUUUGGAGUGGCAAAAGGUUUAGUUGUUUAAUAUUGGUCAUUUGCUCUGCUUGUGAAUCCCUUGCCUGUUAAAUAACCAGGUGUUUUCUACUUUUCUCCAAGGAAAUCUUUUCCCAAACUGGUUGGUGGAGAGGCUGCUUGAAUUUGCUUUCUAGUGGAAUCUCCUUUUCGAGGUUUUCUCCCAAAUUUGCCCUAAACCAGGACAGGGCAGUGGGGAGAGGAGAGAGCCCCAAGUAACUGGAUUGGCUGGAGGCUGGAGAUGGGGACCCUGGGACCCCAAAGUGUGACAUUGUCUCCUGUGUGUGUGGCCUUCUCAGGGAGAGGGUCUUACACCUGAGCCAGUUUGGGUAAGGGGGGUGGUGUUCACCCCCCGAGCAGGGAUUACCCCACUGUUUCAGGUUGCAGUGCAAGAUGUAACCAAAUGCAUGUUUUCCAUCACCACCUUUAGAAACUGUUAUAUACAGGCGGGGCAGUGUUCUUUAUCUCUUCCAUGACUCAGCCCUGAUAAUUCCCUCCAGGGGCUCUCUUCUGUGAAUGGGCCAUUGAGUGUCCCUGCAGGACUGGUAAAAUGACAUCAUCCCAUUGUGGGAUGCUCCGCCCAGGGGGAGGAGCCACGCAUUCCUACCUGGAUAUAAACUGAGACUUGUAGCACCAGGAGCAUCUUGCCUACUGGAUUUCCAGAGGACAAGAGCUCCAUAAGCACCACUGGACCUUCAGAGGAAGACCAGACCCUUCUACAGGAUCACCGCUUCGACAGAAUCAUGUUCAUCACUGCAACAGGACUGAGGCCACCAUCUAAUGGGACUGCUACCACCACCCUGACACACAGGGUGCCAGAAUUUCCCAUCUCAAAACCACUGCCAGAUGGAGGAGAAGGCUGUAAGGAAGAGGAAGAUGUCCCGGGACCAUCAGACAAGGAGCUGAGGAUGGAGACCAGUGAGGACAAAUCUCCGCAGCAGAACCUUCUGGAAGAGGCCGUUUUCAGUGGCUCCAUGGCACAGGAAUCUAAUGGGGAAGAAAAUUCCCUGAGAUCCUGCAGGAGGAGGGGCUCCAAACACAGCCCAGGGUGCUCUGAGGAAGAAAGACCCAGCCUGUUCCAGGAAGGUGGACAGAGCUUCAGCCAGAGCUCAGAGCUGAUGGUCCAUGAGCAGCUUCAUGAUGGGGAGAAACCCUACAAGUGCUUGGAGUGUGGGAAGAGCUUCAGGCAGAGCUGCCACCUGAUCUGCCACCAGAGGAUCCACACUGGGGAAUGGCCCUACGAGUGUGGGGAGUGUGGGAAGGGCUUCAGCUACAGAUCCACCCUUGUGACCCACCAACGCAUCCACACCGGGGACAGGCCCUAUGAAUGCCUUGAGUGUCAGCAGAGAUUUCAGACCCACUCCACUCUCCUCAGGCACCAGAGGAUUCACAGCGAGGAGAGGCCCUUCCUCUGCCCCGACUGCGGGAAGGGCUUCAAGCAAAACUCCCACCUUGUCACCCACCAGCGCAUCCACACUGGGGAGAGGCCCUACGGGUGCCACACCUGUCAGAAGAGGUUUCACAGCAGCUUCAAUCUCCUCCUGCAUGAGCGGAUUCACAGCGAGGAGAGGCCCUUCCGCUGCCCCGACUGUGGCCAGGUCUUCAAGCACAACUCCACUCUCGUCACCCACUGGCGCAUUCACACUGGGGAAAGGCCCUACCAGUGUCCCCAGUGUGGGAAGAGCUUCAUCAACAGCUCUAACUUGACCCAACACCAAUGGAGUCACCUGUAAGGGAAGCCCUGCAAAUGCCCCUUGUCCUGGAUUGACUAUAUGAUGCUUUUAUCCCCAGUCGUCUUGUUCUAUUUAUACUGAAUAAUACAUUUUACACCUUUAAGACUCUCUUCCAGACAGUGAGGAGGGGAGGGAAGAAGCGCGCAGUUUGUUUUCAGACUGCUCUCACUCCUCCACAUUCCUGCUCCUGGACUGUGUUGUCUGCGGAUGGACAGACAGCCGGACAGAGCUCCUUUUUCCCUUUCUCUUGCUUUUAGUUAGUUUUAGCUAGCUGAGGCAAAGACGU
Passer domesticus (house sparrow) is the source of this 2529-nucleotide messenger RNA. RefSeq names its product zinc finger protein 239-like. Gene Ontology annotation, molecular function: RNA polymerase II cis-regulatory region sequence-specific DNA binding; DNA-binding transcription factor activity. Gene Ontology annotation, biological process: regulation of transcription by RNA polymerase II. The record is from RefSeq and is a predicted model, not a curated record. Lineage: Eukaryota; Metazoa; Chordata; Aves; Passeriformes; Passeridae. The coding region runs from base 1254 to 2243 and encodes 329 amino acids. The transcript has 3 exons.